AUGUCCAGGUACACCGGGUCCUUCAGGUGUUGGGCCGCCAUCAACAUCCGCAUAUCCGGAAAGAACACGAGAAACAACUUCUCCAACCUAGUCGACGAGUUCAUCGACCAAUCCGGUUUCGACACAUCUCUCUUCCCUCCCAGGGUCCCCUGUCGACUCCAAGAAACAGUCACGAGAGAAAUGGAGGUAUCUGCCAAGAACUCUAUUGUCGUGCACCUGGAGGCCAGGAUCAAGGGGUUCCUGAGGUUCAGGCUCAUGAACGAUUCCCAGUUGGCAUUCCUACACCUCCCCGCGAAGGAUCGAUCGAGAUUACCUUCUCUCUGUCAAACAACUGCCUGGAACGAGAGACGAGAGGAGACCUCGAUCCCGGGGCCCUCCGAGAGGAAACGAAGACGAGAUCCGACGAGGAAANGCCGGAAGAUAGUCGCUGACCGAGUUUAUGCAUACAACCUGACCGUCGUCGGUCCAGGGUGCGCUUCAGUGGUUUCUGUAAGGUCGUGUCCCCUGGAAUUCUGCAGGUGUGUCGGGAGCGUUCGCGAGAAAAGCACGGACUGGGAAAUGAAGGGAACCGAGUACUCCGUGAAGUCUGGUAGGACCAUGCUGGAAGGGCGAGAGAAGAAGAGGAGGUCGAACGACGAGUACGGGCGGUGUUUCCCCAGAUUUUCCGCGGUCAAGAAGAAGACAGCCAGAAAGUCGUCUUUUCUCGCGUACUGUCGUGUGGCGGCCAAAACGUUCAAGGUUAUGUUCGCGGAAAAGAUGAAGAGGGCAAGGAAGAGGUCGAGGUUUCACUCAUCGAGGCUUGUACAGAAGACUGUUGACAAGCUGGCUUCGAACAUAGCUGCGUGCCCUUCCGACCGCAAGAACAUCGUUCUGUUCGGGAACGGGAGCUUCAGGGCGAUGAAAGGGUACGCCUCCGCGCCUCGAAAGAAGCUCGUGAGGGCUAUCUGUUCGAGGGUGAAUGUGGGGAUGUUGGACGAGUUCAGGACUUCCAAGAUGUGCCCCGGGGGGUGUGGCGGGGAGAUGACUGACGUUCAGGGUGGGAUAGACAGCGUUGGUGAACAAUGUAGAGAGAUCGUAACCAGUGUGGUGGCGUUUUGCACAGAGCACCGGGAGAGCGGCAUGGUGAAUGUCAGGUCCAAGCGUUGUGGCCGCAGCGGCUGCUCCACCUAUCCGAUGUUUGGCAUAGAAGGCAGCCCGGCGGCGUUCCGUGGGACGCACAAGGAGAGCGGCAUGGUGGAUGUCCGCUCCAUGCGUUGCCGCCGCAGUGGAUGCGUUAAGCAGCCGUCCUUUGGUGUAGAAGGCAGCGCGGGGGCGUUUUGCACAGAGCACAAGAAGAGCGGCAUGGUAAAUGUCCGUUCCAAGCUUUGCGGCCGCAGUGGAUGCGUCAAGCAGCCGUCCUUUGGUGUAGGAGGCAGCGCGGCGGCGUUUUGCACAGAGCACAAGAAGAGCGGCAUGGUGAAUGUCCGGCUCGUGGUGGUCAAGGGGUCGCUGAAAAGCCUUCGUCGCUUCAGGAGACAGGAUUGGGUGCUGCUGGCGGUGGUGCCGACGGUGACAACCGAACUUCAUCUUCUCCUCAUGGCUUCAGCGAUGACGACACUGAAAAAGUCGUCGUUCACACCAGCGACGGAGACAUGA
This is a messenger RNA of Ectocarpus sp. CCAP 1310/34, 1635 nucleotides long. The record is from the annotation of a GenBank genome assembly. Lineage: Eukaryota; Phaeophyceae; Ectocarpales; Ectocarpaceae.